Entamoeba invadens IP1 is the source of this 729-nucleotide messenger RNA. RefSeq lists its product as hypothetical. Lineage: Eukaryota; Evosea; Mastigamoebida; Endamoebidae. The coding region runs from base 1 to 729 and encodes 242 amino acids. The transcript has a single exon. Gene Ontology annotation, biological process: rRNA processing. The record is from RefSeq and is a predicted model, not a curated record.
AUGCCAAAGAAGGGCUUGGACAAGAAGUUAGAUAAUGAGGGUAGUAUGGAAGAGGAUGUGUCCGAGAAUUCUGAGAAUAUAGAGCCUGUGCAAGUUAAGACUGAAGGGCCAUUAAAUGAUUUGGAGGCUGCUUUAGAGAAGGCGGAGAAGAAUCGCACAGUCGUCCAAUUACCCAAAGAAGUGACUGUGACAAAAGAUGAGAAAAAAGAGUUAGAAGAGAAGAUGUUAUUACGUCAAUUGUUUCUUUCAAAGGAACACAAAGAUGUUGCGGAGAUCAACAACGACAAAGAGAAAGAUUUGAGACAGUUUGCGGUCAAAGGUGUUUUACAGUUGUUUAACGCCAUUUCCGAACAUCAACUCAAAUUGCGCAUUCAAAAACAAAAGGAAUCAAACAAAGACAAACAAGUCGAUGAUUUGAUCGAUGAGACACUUUCUAAAGACGAUUUUUUGACUAAAUUGGUUGGUGGGCAACAACAAGAGAAGGAAGAGUUGAAAAAGAAGACUGAAAAAACAAGUAAAAUGAUAAGUAAGCAGAGAUACGAGAAAUCAAAGAAAGUCCGCGAACAAGUCAAAGAGGACAAAAUACAAAAAGAGGAAGAAAGGAAGAAAGCAAAAUAUAGUAGACGUGCUGAACGAAAACGAGACGAAUUAAAACAAGAAAGUGAUUCUUUGAAGAAUCCAACAAAGAAGAUAAAGUUCCAAAAGAAACCUAAAAAAGCUACUGAUUGA